Molecule: messenger RNA, 852 nt
Organism: Protopolystoma xenopodis
Lineage: Eukaryota; Metazoa; Platyhelminthes; Monogenea; Polystomatidea; Polystomatidae
Source: the annotation of a GenBank genome assembly
AUGAUAUAGUACAUUUCCAUAAAUCAGCAAUUCACCCUCUCGGCUACUUUGGAAUACGGCAGUAACGUGCGAUUUACUUUUGAUUUCGGCGACGGUUCCGUACCAGUCAACAUAGACGGAACUCCAGCAACGCCCCCUCCCAGUCAGGUGCUCUCGUCCCAUGUCUACUUGGAAACCGGCCAAUUCAAGACUUCUGUAAUCGCCAGAUCUGGAGGUGUUCAAAUAAAUAUAGACCGGCUCCUUUAUGUUAUCGCACCUUUAGGUGUCUAUACUUUGAACUUAACUAAUAGCCUUGUAGCCUCAAACUCUCCGGCAAGCAUGGUUGUCACUUGGAAAUCGGGCCCAUUGGCUGAACUCACUCAAGCAAAAGUGUCUUGGAACGACAGCACUCCAACGGUGAUAGCUGAUUUCACAGACAAUCAAACUUACACUCACACAUACCUUGAAAGGGGCAACUAUAUCAUUACUGUAAUUUUGAGCAAUCCGAUAGACAGAAAAACCUUAACUACUACUAUCUUCGUGCGAGCCGGCAUCACCAACUUUGGCUGCAAGGCCAGUCCACUGCCGGUGAGGGUUGCUGGUACAAUAACAAUCCAUGUAAACAUGGCAGGGGCACAAGCCGUGACUACGACUUUAGUCCGACAAGACGGUCAGUUGGUCGCGCCGAUUUCGCCAGCCUCACGUAAGUGUUUUGACCUUGAAAACCAAGGGGAAAAUGGAAAAUUUUAUUUGACUACAGCAUCUAGUAAUUGGGUUGAUGAUGUUAUUAUGCCUCCGUAUCCGGUCGCUUUUGCGAGCCAGGACUUGUCUUUUGGGCUGUCCACAGUCAGAGGAGUAAAUGACAUUCACUAG